AUUUAAAUAUGGGGUGAAAAUUCCAGCAGCUCCAUAAGCACACACGGUUUUUCUCCUUCUCAUGUCCAGUGUGUGUGUGUGAGUUACACAGGAAGAUGAUGAGCUGGGCCAUAGCCACUCUGGCUGUCGGGAUCGCCACUCUCUUGCUCGUCCAGAGGAAGUUGUACCCGUACUUCUGGGAAGACUUGCUGUAUUACGUGAGGGUACGGCUGGUGGGGAAGGCGAUGAUGGCGAGGAUGAAGCGCGGAGUUGUCACAUAUCUCCAGUGCUUUGAGCAUCAAGCCAGAAACAUCCCCCAGAAAGCGUUCAUCGUGUUUGAGGACCAGGUGCUCUCGUACAGGGACGCAGAUGUGCGCAGUAACCAAUUCGCGAACGUGUUGCGGUCUCACUGCGGGCUGAGACACGGGGAUAUCGUGGCGCUCCUCAUGAACAACGAGCCUGACUUCAUCUUCGUCUGGUUCGGGCUCUGCAAGCUGGGCUGUGAGGUCGCGUUUCUCAACUUUAACAUCAAAUCCCAGUCUCUGCUGCAUUGUCUGCACAGCUGUGGCGCUAAAGCGCUCGUCGUCGGCUCAGACCUGAUGGUGUCUCUUGAGGAGGUGCUGCCGACACUGAUGGACUCUGGGAUAGAUGUGUUUGUGGCAGCAGAGAGUUCCUCACUGAAGGACUCUGGGAUAGAUGUGUGUGUAGCAGCAGAGAGAUCCUCACUGAAGAACAUCAGGACUCUGCUGGACCAGCUGGACUCAGCCUCCCCAGAGAAGCCUGAGCUUGAUGCUCCUCCACCAAACCUCAUGGACAACUUCUUGUUCAUCUUCACAUCUGGCACUACAGGACUGCCGAAAGCUGCUCGGAUCAGUCACAUCAAAGCUGUGAUGUGUAUGGCCUUCCUCGGCUUGUGUGGCGCUCGUGGCAGUGAUCGAGUCUACCUGCCGCUGCCGCUUUACCACAUGUCUGCGUCACUUCUCGGCAUCGGCGGGUGCAUCCAGCUCGGGGCGACGUGUGUUUUGAAGAGGAAGUUCUCUGCCAGUCAGUUUUGGAAGGACUGUCUGAAGUAUGAUAUUACUGUGUUUCAGUAUAUUGGAGAACUCUGUCGGUAUUUGGUCAAUCAACCAAAGACUGCAGAGGAAGCCUCACAUAAAGUCCGCCUCGCCGCUGGAAGUGGACUUAGAGCGGAUGUCUGGAAGGAGCUUGUCAGACGGUUUGGAAAAAUCCAAAUUCGCGAAGCUUAUGGUUUGACUGAGGCCAGUAGGCUCGUUAAUUACACAGAUGAAAUUGGACCAAUUGGACGAGCAAGUUAUUUUAAUAAGCUCAGUCUGCCUUUUGAGUUUUUAAAAUGUGAUCCACAAACGUAUGAGCCCAUACGGACAGAAUCGGGACACUGCAUUAAAGUGAGUAAAGGGGAAGCAGGGUUACUGGUGGCUCCAGUGAUGUUCACCAACCCUUUCCUGGGCUACGCCGGGGAUAAAGCCAUGUCUGAGAGGAAGCUGCUGAGGGACGUCUUCAGGACGGGGGACGUGUAUUUCAACACGGGGGAUCUGAUGCUUCAGGACCACAGGGACUUUGUCUACUUCAAAGACAGGAUUGGAGACACGUUCAGGUGGAAAGGAGAAAAUGUGUCCACCACUGAGGUGUCCGAGGUGCUGGGCGGCUUGGACUUCCUCCUGGACGUCAGUGUGUACGGGGUCACUGUACCAGGAUACGAGGGUCGAGUGGGAAUGGCUGCUGUUGUCCUGAAGGAUGAUCAUGGAUUGGAUGGAGAGAGACUCUACAGUCAUCUGAUCCACACACUCCCUCCGUACGCAUGGCCGUGGUUUCUAAGAGUUCAGACUUCCUUAGACAUGACAGACACGUUCAAGCAGCAGAAGGGAAGACUGGUCCAGGAGGGCUUCAGUCCUCAUACAGUCCAGCAGCCUCUCUACUUCCUGGACUCUUCGCAGAAAACCUACACCCCCCUCACUGCACACAUGUAUCAACACAUCAUAUCAGGCAAAAAGAGGCUGUAGAUGCAUUGUGGGAAAUGCAGUGACCCGUGAAACGAUGCGUUCAGAAUGCAUGCACAUCACUAGAUGACAUGUGGAAGUGGAUUUACUCUCCAGUGUAUCACAGUGGUCAGCCUUUUAUGAAUUGUUUGUGAGUUUUUAGUGUUCUGGUUAUAAACCAGUAGGUGUCUAUUGGGUACUGAGCCCAGAUAUACCAGAAUGAUUUUAAGAUUAAUUAACAUCAAUAAAGAAAACAAAUUAAUACUAUAAUCAGUUACAAGCUGAGUGGAGUGGUUAGAAAGUAUUGUUUACUUGUUUUACUAACAGUAAAGCACAGAAAAGGGUUUUACGUGUAUUAAUGUAUAAUAAUCUAACAUCAGUUUAUGAGUAUUAUCUGCUCUUGUUCUAUUUCUGAUGUCUGAUAUGUUUGUUACAGCAGGACUUCUACAAGUGGAUUCUAUGAAUUGGUUUUAUAACCUCAAUAAACAAGCAAACGUGCCUUUUCAUUUAUAUGCAACAAUGUAAAUAAUUAAAUGAAAUGUAAUUGGACAGUAUAUUAUUUUUUUUAUAUUGUAUUUGUAGCUCUAAUCAUUUCCACCUUCCAGUUCAAGGCCAGUUCAUACUGUCUGUUGUGUGUUAGUGCUGGACACUGGAAAACCUCAUGGAUUGUUCUGGCAUGUAUGACAAAGUGUAAUUGUUAUUCAGUUGUUAGCAUCUCACUUACAUAAUAAUAAAAUUAACUUUUUUAUCGUUCA
This is a messenger RNA of Pimephales promelas (fathead minnow), 2731 nucleotides long. Its product is annotated as long-chain fatty acid transport protein 6. Gene Ontology annotation, biological process: long-chain fatty acid metabolic process; long-chain fatty acid import into cell. Gene Ontology annotation, molecular function: long-chain fatty acid transmembrane transporter activity; long-chain fatty acid-CoA ligase activity. The record is from RefSeq and is a predicted model, not a curated record. NCBI's taxonomy places the organism in Eukaryota, Metazoa, Chordata, Actinopteri, Cypriniformes, Leuciscidae. Gene Ontology annotation, cellular component: plasma membrane; endoplasmic reticulum membrane.